UUUAGAAAUACAGUCUUGGAUAUAAAUCUUGCUGCACAGGCACAAGAGUUUCUUCGGGGCGUAUAGCUGGGUGUGGAAUUGUUCGGGUGUAGGAUAUGCGGCUUUACUAGGUGCUCUGCUGUCCUGAGGCCUGGCCAUGCCUGUGUGCAAGGAGAACCCCUGAAGUUCGCCUGGAGGAAGAAGCAUGCAGAGUUCCCCUGGAGGAGGCGUGGUUCCCAGGUUGUCCCCUGUGGGCAGGCAGACACUCCUGGCCUGCAGCUUUAUCCUUGCAGCAGCUUUGGGCCAGAUGAAUUUCACAGGUGACCAGGUUCUUCGAAUCCUGGCUAAAAAUGAGAAGCAGCUUUCACUUCUCAGGGAUCUGGAGGGCCUGAAGCCACAGAAGGUGGACUUCUGGCGUGGCCCAGCCAGGCCCAGCCUCCCUGUGGACAUGAGGGUUCCCUUCUCUGAAUUGAAAGACGUCAAAGCUUACCUGGAGUCUCACGGCCUUGCUUACAACAUCAUGAUAAAGGACAUCCAGGUGCUGCUGGACGAGGAGAGAGAAGCCAUGGCGAAAUCCCGCCGGUUGGAGCGAAGCACCAGCAGCUUCAGUUACUCCUCUUACCACACCCUGGAGGAGAUCUAUACCUGGAUUGACAACUUUGUAACUGAGCAUUCAGAUAUUGUCUCAAAACUUCAGAUUGGCCACAGCUUUGAAAAUCGGUCCAUCCUUGUUCUGAAGUUCAGCACUGGAGGUUCUCGGCGCCCGGCCAUCUGGAUUGAUUCUGGAAUCCAUUCCCGGGAGUGGAUCACCCAUGCCACCGGCAUCUGGAUUGCCAGGAAGAUUGUCAGUGAAUACAGCAAAGACCGCGUCGUAACAGAUGUACUGAACACCAUGGACAUCUUCCUGGAGAUCGUCUCUAAUCCCGAUGGGUUUGCUUAUACCCACAGCAUGAACCGCUUGUGGCGGAAGAACAAGUCCAGCAGACCGGGAAUCUUCUGCAUUGGUGUGGAUCUUAACAGGAACUGGAAGUCAGGCUUUGGAGGAAAUGGUUCUAACAACAACCCCUGCUCAGAGACUUAUCACGGGCCCUCCCCUCAGUCAGAGCCAGAAGUGGCUGCCGUCGUGGACUUUAUCAUGUCCCAUGGGAACGUCAAAGCUCUGAUCUCCAUCCACAGCUACUCUCAGAUGCUCAUGUACCCCUACGGCCACUCUCUGGAGCCUGUUUCAAACCAGGAGGAGUUGAUGUGGCCAGCGGGAUCACAGUUGACUGGGCCUACGACAGUGGCAUCAAGUACUCCUUCAGCUUCGAGCUCCGGGACACAGGGCGCUACGGCUUCCUGCUGCCCGCCGCGCAGAUCAUCCCCACGGCCCAGGAGACGUGGAUGGCCAUUCGGGCCAUCAUGGCGCACACACUGCAUCACCCCUACUGACAGCACUGCUGAGGGGAGAGCCAGAGGGGUAGCUUUCUUUUCCGAGGCCUGGGCUCUUCCUGAAACCCAGGUUAUGGAUCCCUUCCCCAUCCCUGCCCUGACUCCUUAGGAAAUAAAAACAAAUUUGAUGAGGCUUGGUGGCUUCUGGUGCUGGCUGCCACCCCUUUGGGCUCAGGAAGGGACAGGGCCUUGAAAGUGCCUCUUGGCCUCCUAGGCACCCAGGAGGACGGCGAGACUAGCAGGCAUUCCCUUUCUCCCUCUUACAAUGGGCUCGGGGCCAAAACAGAUAACACACUCCUUGGAGCUACCAAUAUCCACAUUAUCCCUUUGGCACUUAAAUGUUAAGGGGACCCUGGAAGGGGCAGUGUGUGAUCUGAAGGAGCGGAUCUCCAGGGGUGGCGUUUCUGGCACCCUGAGUGAGAGGUGGGUACAGACAUGCAACCUCCUCUUCCUGCCGCAUUUCCCAUCCUGGGUAGGGAGGAGUUGUUCAUUUUGGAGUGACCUGUUCAGAGUCCCCCACUUCAUCACCCAGAUAACAAAAGUGAACAAGUCACUGGUUUGUGACCUACUCUUCCUGGGUACCCUCAUAGGCUCCCUUGGUCUUGCGAGCGGAGUUGCAGCCAGUCAGAGCCAGUAUAGCAAAGCACUGCAGAUCCAGAGAGAGAGGUCCUCUUUCUCCUCACAUAGUCGUCAUGGUUGUCGUGCACUGAGAAGUUAGUCCAGGCAAGGCCAUUUACUGAGAAAGCACUUUAUCUCAAGGAGAGAUUCUGAGACACAAAUGAGCUGCCUUCUCCCAUCCUCAGGCUGCCUUGUACCUUUUGCGUUACCCCAUCACUGGGGAGCAGGGAUAGUGGGUCUGUUUGCCCUGCCUUCAGGGGCAAGCAGGCACCCCCAAGAACAGGAGGUCAGCUAGAGAGCUGAGUGGGCUUGUGUAAGUCUGAGGCAGAAAGCAAGACCUUCAUUUGCAAGGGCCAGACUUUUGCUUUGUUGUUGCUAAAGAACUGUGGGUACCAGAGAAUGGAUACAUGUAUGUGUAUGUCUGAGUCACUCUGCUAUGCAGUUGAAACUUUCACAACUCCAAUAUAAAAUAAAAAGUUAAAAAAAAAAACCAGAACUGUGGGUACCCACGAAUCAGCCCCUGCAGGACACAGAGUGCAGGGUUUUACAGACAGGGAAGAAAUGGGGGGAUGAUGGGAAUAAGAGCAAGUUCUACUUCCCAUCCAACCUGUAGAAGAAGACAGAAGUUGGACCAGUUAGUGGAAAGAGAGCAUCAGUGGUAAUCACAGCCCUAGGUAUGGGCCAUGUCCAAUAUGGUGCCUGAGCCAAAGAUUAACAGUGGCUGAGCAGGGGGUCUGGACAGGUGAUUAGAGGCAGCCAUAUGGCUGGGUACACAUCAGUAAUGCAGCUGUUGAGAGCUCUGAGCAAAGAAAUGAGGUUGGCAGUUGAGAAGGCCUAGGGUAGAGGCAAGAAGGCUGAGCCGACGGGCCAUGCAGCCAGUGGCCGUGAUGGCACGGUGGGCAUGCCUGUGUCCAGGGCCAGCUGUACCUCGAUCAUCUCCAGGAAAAGGGCCAGCGACAGAGGAGGAAAGAAUCCUGACUCGGGCUAGAGUUUCCCAAAAGAGACUUGAGUUUUUGUGUUUUUUUUUUUUUUAAAGCUGGAAGCAGCCUAGAAUUUCCAAGCUGAAUUUUUCUGCUAUUAACAGAAA
Molecule: messenger RNA, 3115 nt
Organism: Cervus elaphus (red deer)
Lineage: Eukaryota; Metazoa; Chordata; Mammalia; Artiodactyla; Cervidae
Gene: CPA5
Product: carboxypeptidase A5
Exons: 11
Coding region: 185-1519 (444 amino acids)
Biological process (GO): proteolysis
Molecular function (GO): zinc ion binding; metallocarboxypeptidase activity
Source: RefSeq, a predicted model, not a curated record